This is a messenger RNA of Schistocerca nitens (vagrant locust), 1837 nucleotides long. RefSeq names its product cytochrome P450 6k1-like. Gene Ontology annotation, molecular function: oxidoreductase activity, acting on paired donors, with incorporation or reduction of molecular oxygen; heme binding; monooxygenase activity. The record is from RefSeq and is a predicted model, not a curated record. The transcript is spliced from 8 exons. NCBI's taxonomy places the organism in Eukaryota, Metazoa, Arthropoda, Insecta, Orthoptera, Acrididae. Bases 139 to 1698 code for a protein of 519 amino acids.
GCCAAGGGCACCAUGUUGCCCCAGGCCUAACUAUACUCAGUUUCGUGGCAGCAGCGGCCGCGUAACGUGUUACUUGCCCGCACUCCGCUGUCCGACUAUAUCGUGUCUGUCUUCAGUUUGCCGGAACUACUCGGCAACAUGGGCUUGUAUGCGGAGUCGUGGCUCACGGAGCUUUUGGUAGCCCUGUCACUGGUGACAGUGGCAGUGUACGCGUGGUUCUCCCAGUCGUACAAGUACUGGCAGAAGAAAGGAGUGCCCUACUUGGAGCCACAGUUUCCGUUUGGCAAUAUCUACAAGAGUUUUGUCGGCAAGCAGUCCAUGCCCAUGGACGUCACUGACGCAUACCGGCAGCUCAAAGGCAAGCGUUUCGGGGGCGUGUACUUCUUCAAUCGGCCUAGUCUGCUGAUACUGGAUCCAGAUCUGAUCCGCAAUAUCCUCGUAAAGGAUUUCUGGUCCUUCCAGGACAGAGGGUUCAAAGUGGAUGAAAGCGAUCCUCUGAACAAACACCUUUUCCUGCUGGGUGGAAAUAAGUGGCGGAGGUUGCGUGUGAAGCUGUCGCCCACAUUCACGUCGGGAAAAAUGAAGAUGAUGUUCCAGACGAUGGUGGACUGCGGUCGAGAACUGGCGAACGUGUUGGAGGAGCCGGCCUCCCGAGGGGAGGUGAUGGAGAUGCGCGAGGUGGGCGCCCGCUACGCCACGGACAUCAUCGCGUCCGUCGCCUUCGGCAUCGAGGUCAACUGCCAGCGCAACCCGGACGAGGCGUUCCGGCAGUGGGGGCGCAAGAUCUUCCAGAACAGCCUCACGAGGACGAUACAGUCGAUCUUAAACGCUGUUAAUCCCAGAAUGACUAAGUUGAUACGAUUAGUGAGAGGCGAAAGUGAAGUCUCGAAGUAUUUCCGCAAGAUGGUGAACGACACAGUGGCGUACAGGGAGGAGAACAACGUGGCGAGGAACGACUUCAUGCACCUGCUGAUCCAGCUGAAGAACAAGGGUUGCGUGGACAGCGACAAACCGGGGCAGCAGAAGGAAGCGGACGAGGACGACACGUGGAAGCUGUCGAUCGACGAUGUCGCUGCGCAGGCGUUCGUCUUCUUCAUCGCGGGCUUCGAGACGUCAUCAACCACUAUGAGCUACGCCCUGCACGAACUGGCCCACCACCCGGACAUCCAGACGCGUCUUCAGGAGGAAAUUGAUACUGUUCUCAAACAACACAAUGGACAAAUAACAUACGAUGCGAUCAACAGUAUGCAGUACCUUGAAAAAGUGGUUGCAGAGACGCUGAGGAAAUAUCCACCAGUUGUGAUACUUAAUAGGGAGAAUAACGUCGAGUACAAGAUUCCUGACAGUGACGUCGUCCUGGACAAAUUGACUCCAAUACUGAUCCCCGUGUACGGCCUGCAACACGACCCAGACUACUUCCCGGACCCGGAGCGCUUCGACCCCGAGAGGUUCUCUGAGGAGCAAAAGGCGCAGAGGCACCCCUACGUCUACCUGCCGUUCGGAGAGGGGCCUCGCAUCUGCAUAGGCAUGAGGUUUGGGCUGCUGCAGACGAAAGUGGGUCUUACACAUAUACUCUCAAAAUACAACAUAGAACCGUGCGAGAAGACCGUCCGCAGUCUGACGUUCGUACCAAGGGCAUUUGUCCUCACACCAGAGGGAGGUAUCCAGUUGAGACUGAGCAAGAGAAACAAAGUGUAGCAAUUAUUAUGUACCAUUAUGUAGUUUAUAUAAGUUAUCUCAUUGUUUUCAUAACUGUACAUAUUAUAAUAUAGAUAUUUGUCUUAUUCAAUGUUUCAUGUAAAAUAUUUUGUAAUAAAUAAGAUACUGUGGGGUUCAA